Fusarium odoratissimum NRRL 54006 is the source of this 1688-nucleotide messenger RNA. RefSeq lists its product as uncharacterized. The transcript has a single exon. Gene Ontology annotation, biological process: biosynthetic process; amino acid metabolic process. Gene Ontology annotation, molecular function: transaminase activity; pyridoxal phosphate binding. Bases 121 to 1401 code for a protein of 426 amino acids. NCBI's taxonomy places the organism in Eukaryota, Fungi, Ascomycota, Sordariomycetes, Hypocreales, Nectriaceae. The record is from RefSeq and is a predicted model, not a curated record.
GUCCUACGCGGCUAUCGGUGACCGGUAGCCAGUAGUUCGGCAGCCGAUAUAUAGAGGAGAGUUAUCAUAUGUUUUCUCAAUACAACAGUUCACUUCACUUACACGCCACCGUCAAACGCAAUGGCACUCUCAAACCGCGCCCACGAAGCCGAGGAGGCAUGCAAGGGGAUGGCUUUGUGGGAAGUCAUCACCAAUCUUUACGACCAGGAAAACAAUCCUGAUGGUAUUGUGAGUCUUGGGGUGGCUGAAAAUACCCUCAUGCACAAUGUUUUACGAAAACACAUUCACGAUAACUUGGCCUUGACCAACCCGGCUUUUACUUAUGGAGAUGGUACCACGGGCACGAAAAGAGCCAAACAGGCUGUUUCUAGAUUCUUGAAUAAGCAUCUGAAGCCUUUUCGGGAUAUUGAACCAGCGCAUAUUUCCAUGACCAAUGGAUGUAGCGCUGCCAUUGAGCAUUUGUCGUGGGCGGUCGCGAACCCUGGUGAUGCGAUUCUCCUUGGGCAGCCAUAUUAUGGUACCUUUGUCCCUGAUCUCACGUAUCGUUUUGGAGCCAAGCUUCUUCCAGUUGCGUUUGGUGAUGUCGAUCCUCUCUGUGAAGAGGCAGUGACCAAGUACGAGGAAGUCAUUCUCGAUACUCAAGCCAAGGGGACCAAGGUUGCCGGUCUAGUUAUCAGUCACCCACAUAACCCAUUGGGACGUUGCUAUUCUCGCAAAGCUCUCGUUGGCUUCAUGAAGCUGUGUCAGAAGUACAAGGUUCACUUUAUCAGCGAUGAGAUCUACGCCCUCUCAGUCUGGCCGAACACUGUCGAUCAACACCCUCCCCCUAUUCCUUUCGAAUCUGCUCUUGCCAUCGACACUACGGGUAUCAUUGACCCUGAGAGGUUACACGUUCUAUGGGGCAUGUCCAAGGACUUUGGUGCCAAUGGCAUCCGAGUUGGAGCCAUUGUAUCUCAGGCCAACUCAUCCCUUCACGCUGCUAUAGUCGCUGUUGGUCUAUACAGCUCUGUAUCUUCCAUCUCCGACCACAUCACGGCCAACGUCCUGGAGGACGACGCCUUUGUCGAUGCAUACUUGGCCGAGAACCAAAGAAAACUAUCAGCUCAAUACGCACGAGUCGUUUCUUGGGCAGUGAAGAAUAAUAUAGAUUACGCUCCCGGCGUGAACGCUGCAUUCUUUUUAUGGGUUAAUCUCGGCAAGGUUUACGAGGCACUGCACCCGAAGGUUGAGACUGACGAUAUCACGGAUUUUGUCAUGGACAAAUUGAUGGAAGGGAGGGUCUUUCUUGCCUCGGGUAAAGCCUUUGGUUCCGAGAAGCCGGGCUGGUUCAGAAUUGUGUUCUCCCAUCCAGAUGAGUACCUUGAUCUGGGUCUUCAGCGAGUGAUGGAAGCAUUGCAAUAGCAUUUCUGUCUUAACAUGAUUGGAUAACACAACAAAAUGUGAUCAUACUGCGAAUAGAGAUGCUUUUUAAUGAACCUGGCUAGUGGUUGGCUUUCAUGUCCCCGUUAAGCCCAUGGAACAGACUUGAUAUCUCCCCCUAUGUGGUUUUCGACAUAUCUCUACCACUUCUCAGCCUUCCACCUGGACAUUGGGAAACAAUUUACCCAUCCUAAGUAGCCAAGUUCCAGUAAAUUUUCACCUUAUGUGCUUUGCCAGAGGACUCAUCUCACUAAACUGUAACCGGCAUC